Molecule: messenger RNA, 7131 nt
Organism: Chionomys nivalis (European snow vole)
Lineage: Eukaryota; Metazoa; Chordata; Mammalia; Rodentia; Cricetidae
Gene: Fgf12
Product: fibroblast growth factor 12
Exons: 5
Coding region: 1819-2550 (243 amino acids)
Biological process (GO): fibroblast growth factor receptor signaling pathway; positive regulation of protein phosphorylation; animal organ morphogenesis
Cellular component (GO): cytoplasm
Molecular function (GO): fibroblast growth factor receptor binding; growth factor activity
Source: RefSeq, a predicted model, not a curated record
CCGCUGUCUCGGCGGCUGUCGCCUCUGCCGGGAGUUUCCUGCGGAGCUAGCGCUCGGACGGAGAUAGCCCGCGGAGGCGCCCAGAAACCUCUGCCAAUGAGUGGGACUCCGCCCUGAGCGCCCCCUCCCGGUCCAGGGAAGGCGGCGGGGGGCGCCCCGCGCUCCCGCGGCUUCCAGUCGCCCCCGGCGCCGCAAGUUAGGCGAGUUGGUGGCCGCCUUCACCUGCCUCGCUUCCCUGGCCCCUGAGUCCGCGCCUGGCCGGGGGAGCCCAGGUGGCGUGCACGGCCGCCUCCCGCCGUCGCCCAGGGCGGCCUAGGGACCCUGCGUGCGCCCGGGCGCCAGACCAUGGUGGGCAGCUGCGACCCGGAGCCGCAGCCGCCGCGAGCCGACGUCGCCCUCAGCCAGCCCCCGCCCCACCCGAGCGGACGCGCGGGGGCUCGCAGCGCGCGGUCACUUCCUUCCACGGCCGGGAUGGGCAGCGCGGGACCGAACGAGCGGCCCAGCAUCGGCCGGGUAACCCCUAUCUGAGCUGCGGCCGGGAGCUGCCGACAGCUGUAGCGAGCCUGGGGUCCGGGCAGCGUGGCGAUGACCUGAUCCCGAGCCCGCCAGGGCGCCCGUCCCUUGCUGCCCGGCUCGCUCGCAGUCUGUGCAGAGACCGGCUCGGUGCGGCUGCCCGGGCGCACGGUGGCGGGGAGCUCCGGUGAAAGGCGUGUGGGCGCCGAGCUGAGGAGGACACCUUCGGCAGCUCUGCCUUUGGAGGGGCUUCUGUAAACUACUGAGUCAUUCCAGAUUUAGGAUUCCCUAAAUAAUCACCAACUGUGCCCGUCUCGUGCCGGUACGCAGGCAGAGAGAGCGAGAGCUCCCGCUCUCGGGACCCCGCAGAUCCCCAGGGUGCUUGGCCCUCGAGGAUCUCCCUCCCUCCUGCAAGUCCUCCCCCCCCCCCCCCCUCGUCUCCCGCUUUCUUUGCAGUGCUGCUGGAGGAGAGGCGCACUCACCGCAGCUGGAAACAGCUGCCCCCUCCCCGCGCCCCAACCCUGAGUCUAGCUAACCGCUCCCACUUCUCGCCUCCCUCUUGGAAUUCCAGAAGUGGGGAGGCAGGCCGGCCCCUGGAGAACCGCAGCCGGUGCGAUGCCUUCCGUAGACCUCACCCAGCCGGGACGGACCUCCUAAUCGCCAGAACCGCGGGCCACAGGGAGUUGAAUUGCUGCCUUCCUCUCUUCUCUGUCGCGGUUGGUGGCUCAUUUUCUAAAGGAACGUUUUAGUCACUUUUUAGUAUGUUCUUUUCUUUAUUAUUUUUUAAAAGCCAGGGGCACGCUUCUCGCCUCGGUACAGACUCUGCCUUGUAAACGGGUUUUCUAUGUAUGUAUGUGUAGGAAUACUUUGGACACCUUACAACGCUUGAGCCUCUCCAACCGGGGCACGGCUUGUUAUUUUGGACAUCUUUUCCCAUUCUCCACUUGGUACCCUGAACGCAGUGUGACCAAACUCCUCACUGCCCUUUGGACGUGGAUCGCCUUGAGGGUGCAAGUUUGGGGUACAAACGUCUACUUCGCCAGAAGGCCUGGGACCGCCCCGCCCCUGCCGCCAGUGGUUGGGGAAGUUUACAUCUGGAUUUUCACACAUUUUGUUGCCACUGCCCAGACUCUGACUAACCUUUUGGGCUCCAGGUUUUCAAUACUGCAACCUCCUUAAAUAUUAGCACUGCCUCCCUGCGCCUGCCCCAUCCCUCCAGGCCCUCGAGGUCCUUCCCUCACCCCAGCAGAGCAGGAACCCGAGGGCUCUGUGGAGCCCGGGGCCUUGGGCCCGCGCUGAGCAGCUAUGGCUGCAGCGAUAGCCAGCUCCUUGAUCCGGCAGAAGCGGCAGGCGAGGGAGUCCAACAGCGACCGGGUGUCAGCCUCCAAGCGCCGCUCCAGCCCCAGCAAAGACGGACGCUCCCUGUGUGAGAGGCAUGUCCUCGGGGUGUUCAGCAAAGUGCGCUUCUGCAGCGGCCGCAAGAGGCCGGUGAGGCGGAGACCAGAACCCCAGCUGAAAGGGAUUGUGACAAGGUUAUUCAGCCAGCAGGGAUAUUUCCUGCAGAUGCAUCCAGAUGGUACCAUUGAUGGAACCAAGGACGAAAACAGCGACUACACCCUCUUCAAUCUAAUUCCUGUGGGACUGCGGGUGGUGGCCAUCCAAGGUGUGAAGGCCAGUCUCUAUGUGGCCAUGAAUGGAGAAGGCUAUCUCUACAGCUCAGAUGUUUUUACCCCGGAAUGCAAAUUUAAGGAGUCUGUCUUUGAAAACUACUAUGUGAUCUAUUCUUCAACCCUGUAUCGCCAGCAGGAAUCAGGGCGUGCAUGGUUUCUAGGACUCAAUAAAGAAGGUCAAAUCAUGAAGGGGAACAGAGUGAAGAAAACCAAGCCCUCAUCUCAUUUUGUACCAAAACCUAUUGAAGUGUGUAUGUACAGAGAACCGUCACUACAUGAAAUUGGAGAAAAGCAAGGACGUUCGAGGAAAAGUUCAGGAACACCCACCAUGAAUGGAGGCAAAGUUGUGAAUCAAGAUUCUACAUAGCUGAAAACUCAUCUUCUUCUUCCCUUUCCACCCUCUCCCUUCUCUUUCCUUCCCUUUCCCCGUUUUCUCCAAUAAAUUCACCCCAACAAGAGAAAAAUAAUAAAACGGCAUCACAGGACUUAGUAGCUGAGAUUCUGCACUCAAAAAUCUUCCUUUGUGUAGGACAAGAAAAUUGAACCAAAGCUUGCCUGUUGCAAUGUGGUAGAAAAUUCACAUGCAUAACAAUUAUCUCACAUAAAAGCAAAGAAAAAUAAAUCAGGACACCACAGACACUAAAUUUAACUGUGUUGUUAUUAACAGAGGGCUAAUUGUAAAUAAAGACACAACUAUAUUGCAGACAAAAUACAGUCACUGAAUGGAUGGAAAAGGUUUCUAGAAAGCCACUUAGAAGAUGUUGUUGGACCUUAAAUCCUUUUAAGUUCUAGGGAAUUCUGUGAUGUGCAGUUUUGUUUCAUAUUUGUAUUUUCUUUAGACUUCUGUAAAUGAGGCACAGUUACCUCCUGUUUUCAGGAUAUUCUCCAAAUCUUAAAAUUGAACUUGUCAAAAUUGCAUUCUUCUAUUGUCUCUCAGACAUAUAUCUAAUGUCUAUCAGUCAGGGGCCAUUUAGUAUGAAGAAAAGUUUUAAACAUUAUUCUUGAUGUUGGCAAUAUUUUUUUAUUUUAGAAAAUGAAAUCUUGUGUUGAAUUUAAUUUUAUUAUCUGAUUUCAUUCCUCUGUAAAGAGUUUCUCCUAAGGGAAUAUUGUAUUUUUCUCUGAAUAUUGACCUAGGAUUUCACUAUUUUUUUUUUUACACAUUUAGGGAAAAUGGUUUUAUUGUAUUUCUGAGAAGGUAUAAACACCCUCUGCCAUUGCUGUAUCUGGUGAAGAAGCAUUGGCUUCUAGCCUUUUCCAUUCAGUCUUACUGUUGAUUUGUGGGUACUUUUGAACAUGUAUGUGCAUAUCUAGCUGCCAUAGAAAGUUAUUCUUUUUUGCUAUGUCUUGCAGCAGGGAAGAAGGAAGCUGGGUUUUACCUAAAGAAAUGGGGCAGGGAUAUCGAGUCAAAGCCAAUUUAAUGGCCUCUUUUAUGUUGCCAGAAUUUUGUGUGUAGACUGUUUUCCAAACUCUAUGAAAAAUCGGGAGAGUUAUUAAUGAAAUUCCUGACUUACCAUAUAUGAGGGCACUAGUUUGUUUGUAUUAUCCACAUUGACAAGUCUAGUUUCUGUGUUCUAGAAAACAGAAGGUAACUAAUUAAACAUGGAAUUUUCAAAGGACAGUGAGAAAAAAUUUAACAGCUUUGAUUUCAAUAGACAGAGUUUUGUUGAUGGGUUUGUUUAUGGAAAACGAACUCCAUGUAAGAGCAAGCAAACACACUGUUAGGAAUACUGAAGGACUAGGAAGCAUUAGCAAAGGCAUGAAGUUAUACCAUGGCAUUGGAUUUACUAGAUCUACUUAGGCCUGGAAACCUGAAAUGGUAUAGAAACAUCCACAUUCAAACAGAACAAACCAGAACGUUUAAAAUGUUUGCAGAUUUAUGGGUAUCAUAAUGAGAAGACUCAGCAUGUAACUUUUCCUAUAUAUCUACUGUCCAGCAUGUAUGACUCCAACUAUGACUUCCUAAAAUACACUCUUUGCAGAAGAUCUAGGUCCUCACCUCAAACCUUUCCACUGGUUGCUGUAUUCUUUUAAGGCCAAUGUAGUGUCUCCCCUCUACACAAUCAUUAUUCUUAAAUGUGAUUCUUGUCCUAUCAAGUAUCCUAUUUAUGUUCUCUGAACAAUGGCAGGAAAUGUACUAGAGGAAUUUUCCUAUAAAGCUAGGAAGAAUAGCAAUUAUGCACAGAGGUCAGGCUUUUGAAGACAUUUUAAAUCAGAAUACAAGGAAAGUAACAGAUACAUUUAAUUUUUAUAUAAGGAAUAUUGCUUUCUGAGGAAGAGAAUAACCAUGUAAAGACACAAAAUCAGAAGAUGUAUUCAUUGUCACUGCUGAUCCAACUUAAUUAUAAAUACACCUGUCACUUCCAGGACCAAACAAGUCCCAAGCACAAAGCCUUAUUUUCUUUGAAACAAAUAAUAAAUAAAGAGGCUUCAACAAAUAUGGGUCAUGGGAUCUUUUAGGAGGAAGUGCCUGGAGGUUUUAAGGUGAUAUGUUUACUCAACCAUAAUGCAGCUGAGGGCCCACAGGAAAUGCAAUUGGUGGAAGUCACAGUUGCCCAUCUCAUUGAUGAUUUCAUGAUAGAAAUUCAGUCAUGUUGUUUAUGAAAAUAUAAUCUGAUAUCAAUCUCUAAUAAAAUUCCUUCUCUAUUUUCAGUGGUUGUCAAUCAUUCAUCAUACAGACACACCUUUGUCCCCAUCCUAUCAGUAGAUAAAAAGACCACUCCAUUUGUCUUUAGUUUUCCCUUCAUACUGUGCUUAGCAAAUGUAAACGUGUUUUGGAAAUGAACUUUGUUUUUUUUACAACUGAUUUCAAGAGCAAGUUGAAAGGCUUACAUUCCCUCUAUUCAUAAACCAGGAAAAAGUGUGGUUUAGGGCACAGGGCGAACAUUUGUUUACUCUCUGGUUGCUUUGUAAAUACAUUAAAACCAUAGAUAGAAUCAAUACUCACUGCCUUAAGUCUUAAAAUACAUGAAGAAAUAUAAGCAUAGAACUUUCCUAUUUUACUUAAAAACAUGAGCCAGUGUCGACGGUUGUUUUUCAGCUUUCUUUCCAAGUAUAGCAGUUCUUUACUGUGCUAGUCUUUGUUCUCCUUCCUGACUUCAACUCACCUAUCACCUGGUUUUCUUUAAUUUUAAUAAGGAUUCGCUUUUUGUUGCUUCUAAAACGAUGCAAGAAUAUAUUUCCAGGGAAGGACUGCAGUAGAGAACUCUAGGAGCCCUUCUGUUUUAGCUGAAUGGUCUUAAUAAUGGAAUCAAAAUGCUGUGAGUCUCACAAAAUGGCUUUUUGGUCAAUAUUCUGUACUUGAUAUUUUAGCUAGAUGUUUGAGACCUAGAAACAAAUGGUGCUGAAGUUCCACCUGCUAACGUUGAGACCUUGUGCUUCAGGAGACUGAACACAGCGAGCCACCCUUUUCCUGAUCAUAGUGAUAGUUUUGGUUUUGAAUUACAUAUGUGAAGUUCAUAAAACAUAUUUAGCCGUUAAGGAUUGGCACAGUGACUAGACACCCAUGUAAUAUAGUGUGAUUCUUUAUGGACCUCAUUCUUAUUCAAACACCUAUACAGAAUAACUCUUCUACCUAAGAAAAUGGCAAUCCUGUUGCUAGGUAUUUUUUCUCAGUUGGCGAUUCUGUCAUGCCACAGAGAAGUGUUAAGAGUGCUGAAACAAGAGGAAGGGAUGGAGUGGAACUUGAUGUUGUGUUAAAUUGCCUUUAGGUCCAAUCUGGGACCCCUGGUUGCUUAGAUAAGAAGCAUGACUACUUUGACAGUGAUUUGUGUUUUAAAACGUCAAACCAGAAAUAGAAAUUCUACCCUUAUGCCCUGGUGUUUAGUAUAGAAAACCUUGCUUUUGAAAAGGCUUUCCAUGAAGUUGCUUGAUUUCUUCUGCACAAGAUGAGACACAGUCAAGCUUAAAAAUUCCUGCUCAUUUUAAUGCCAUUAAAUGUUGGGUUUAUUACUGUGUCAUAGAUUGUAAAUAGCAUUUUUUAAGCCAGAAUCACAUUAAAAACUGUGGAUUGUUCUACAAAUAUAUAUGUGUAUAUAUACAUAUGCUUCUGAAAUGAGGAUAUAUUAUAUAAAGUUUUUAUUUGAUCUGUGGACUUUCAUUAGGUAGUCAAAAAUAAAGAGAUUUGAAUGCAAAACUUUAUAUAUAAAUGUAUAUUUCUAAUGAUAGCAAAAAUUGCCACUUUAUAAGAAAAAAGAGUCAAGUGGGAACAAUACUAAAGCACAUGCUCCUUUGGAAUGUUGGUGAGUUUUAAUCCCCUCUGAUGCAGUGAUAAUGCUUUAAUAUCAAACAUUUCUUGGAAAGCUAUAAUUCCCAAUAGAAGUCUUAACCUGAGGUUUGAGAGAUGGUUGAGAGAUGGGGAGAGGAAGUGAAAUACUGAUAUUUAUCAGGGCACUUUGGAGACCAUAUUUAAAACCAAUAUUUAAGUCUAAAUUGAGUGUAAAUUGCUAAUGUUCAGGGAUGAUAUAUUGCGCUUCAGUGACAAAUAAAAGCAGAAAAGAGAAUACUUACCAUUAUAACAGCAUUGAAAUCAUGUAAUGAACUUGCAUCAUUAGUUUUACUACCUGGAAACAAGGAGCUGUUGUUUCUUUGUCUUUGCUCCAAGCACAAUUUAAUGACAGUAGCAUUCAUUUUACUCAAAGUCGUUUAAAAAAUCUCAAAUAUAUAGUAACAAGUACAAUCAUUAUUGCUACAUUUCAAGGUUAACUGUUAUAAUCUUAAUAAAUGAUUGACACUCAACUGUUAAUAAACAUGUUAUAUGAGAAACCUAGCAGAUUAAUAUUUGUUUUCAUUAAAGCACAGUUUAUUUAAGUCAUUGGUAUUUUUUUUUUAGAUCAGCUUUGUAAACUGUUUAUACAUCUCAACCUUCCUGAAGUGAAAAGAAAUUAAAAUCUUGAGAUCUCAUGCAUGUAGAGUAUAGGCACUUUUUUAAAAAAAAAAAAAUUAAACUUCA